CACCUCCCCUGACCUUCCAGAAGCCUGCCCCGCUUGGACAAAGCAGCCAUUCCCAGCACAGUGGCCCAGCAAACAAGUCUUGACCUGAGGCCAAGGCUCUUGAGGGCUGAACAGUAUCCCUGCACUCACUCCCUCCUGAAACACUCUGUCCCUUCGUCAUUCAAAGCAUCAUUUCUGGGAAGGCCAGGGGCUUGUUUUCCAGAGUGGCCUUGUCAGCUACCAGGCUGGCGGGCAAGUUCUGACCUCCCUGCCAAGCCUAACUUGAGAUGGUAAACAUCUUGGGUCUGAGGAUGGGAAACAGGAGCCCUGAUCUCCCUCAUUCUGAAGACCCAGGCCCCACUCUCCAGCCCCCUUCCUCUUAGGUUGUCCUUCUCUCUGCCUUCCUCUGAGCUUCACAUCCCUCAACUCCCUUCCAUAGUCUUCCCAAGACUGGGAGCAGUUCACACCAGAGCUGGGAGGGGCCCAGACUGUCCCCCCAGGACCUCUUCCACCUUGAAUGCAAAGCCACCCCAGACACACCUUGCAACAGAGAUGUUAAUGCCAAGGGUCUCACUUUCUUCACUUCAGAUUCAGAGAGGGACAGGCCUUUGUCAGAGUCACAGCUAGUGGUGGACCUAGACAGUGUUGUCCUCCCAGCCCACUCUCUGCCUGACACUCCCAGAACACUCCCAGGGAGCCCUGAAAUACCCUGAAGGAGAUAGGAAAGGGCUAAUCCUGGAUGAGUUGUGAAGAGGGAAGAAGGGAGCAGGGAGAAAGGGCUGGGGCCCAGGGUGGAGGGUGCAGGCUGCCUAUGUUUGCAGGGAGGGCUGAGUGGUAGGAUUGCUACUCUCUGGGUAGGGAAGGGUUAAGUCCUCCUGGGCCUUCUGCUGUGGCCACCCUCCCUUCCUGAACUUUCUCCUCCCCAGCCCUGGAGCCACACCCAGAGCCUCUGGUUCCCUGAGCCAUUUUCUUGGCCUGCCUGAGCCCCUUUCAUGGCCUGCCUGAGCCCCUUGCAGCUCCAGAAGUUCCAGGAGGAUGGAUUCCUGGUGCUGGAAGGAUUCUUGUCUGUGGACGAGUGUGAGGCUAUGAAACAAAGGAUUGGUGAGAUCAUGGCCGAGAUGGAUGUCCCUCCCCACUGCCGCAUAGAAUUUUCCACCCAACACGAGGAACAGCUUCGAGCCCAGGACAGCAUAGACUAUUUCUUGAGCAGUGGUGACAAGAUUCGAUUCUUCUUUGAGAAAGGUGUUUUGGACAAUAAAGGAAAUAUCUUGGUGCCUCCAGAGAAAUCAGUCAACAAAAUUGGUCAUGCUCUGCACGCCCAUGACCCUGUCUUCAGGAGUGUCACACAUUCCCCCAAGGUGCAGGCCUUGGCCAGAAGUCUGGGCCUCCAGAUGCCUGUGGUGGUGCAGAGCAUGUACAUCUUUAAGCAACCUCACUUUGGUGGUGAAGUCUCCCCUCACCAGGACACCUGGUUCCUGUACACGGAGCCCCUGGGCCGGAUGCUGGGCCUGUGGAUGGCGCUGGAGGAUGCCACGCUGGAGAAUGGCUGCCUUUGGUUCAUCCCUGGCUCCCACACCAGCGGAGUGUCAAGAAGGAUGAUCCGGGCCCCUGCUGGCUCAUGGCCUGCUACCAGCUUCCUCGGGGCAGAGCCAGACUGGGAUAACAGCCUCUUUGUGCCCACACCAGUGCAGAAAGGGACACUGAGGUACACCCCAGCAUCAUCAGGAGGUCCCUGUUGAGUGGCACAGUGCAGAGGGCUUCUGGCCACAUCUGGGGUGGAGAGGCCCUUUGUAAGGCUUG
Messenger RNA from Marmota flaviventris (yellow-bellied marmot), 1779 nucleotides. The record is from RefSeq and is a predicted model, not a curated record. NCBI's taxonomy places the organism in Eukaryota, Metazoa, Chordata, Mammalia, Rodentia, Sciuridae.